This is a messenger RNA of Penicillium coprophilum, 876 nucleotides long. RefSeq lists its product as uncharacterized. Bases 1 to 876 code for a protein of 291 amino acids. Lineage: Eukaryota; Fungi; Ascomycota; Eurotiomycetes; Eurotiales; Aspergillaceae. The record is from RefSeq and is a predicted model, not a curated record. The transcript has a single exon.
AUGCCUCGAACCACUAUGAGAUUGGAAAGUAAGACGAGGGCAUGCGCAAUAAAUGAGAGGAGAAUCUGGGAACCACUCCAUCUUGACAACCUCAACGACCCACAGGCUGCAUCCGACCGUCGGUCUGUCCUUAAUCUUAUUCGAAGUGUCUACGACCCUAUACUUGCCAAUUGGAUUGCUGGUGGGGUUAAUUCCUGGCAACAAAUGCUCAGAAGAAGAAAAAUCCAUAUUGAUAUUUUCCGACAGCUUAGCGCUAGAACAGGGGAGCUGCCACAAAGCGUUCAGUCUAUAGAGAGUCAACGCGUCCUUGUUGAAAUAUUAAUCGACAUCCUUAAGUAUUACCGAUUUACUGAUCCCGUCUGGAGGGUACCUGCCCCUGGUGUCGCUGCCCCUCUUCCUCCGCCACCACCUCCUCCCGCUGCUCCCGCUGCUGUCGCUACACCUUCCCCUGGGAGCGAAGAUGAGAGUCUUGAUGAUGCUGCAAGCCCUGUUAGUCCACUAGAUGUACUUGCAGAUGGUGCAGUGCAAGCGCUUGAAUCUGGCGCUACUACUACUGCUACUGCUACUGCUACUGCUACUGCUACUGCUACUGCUACUGCUACUGCUAAUGCUCUUAGUCCACUAGAAGUCCUUGCAGAAGCUGCAAGCUUAGCCCAGCCUAUCCCUGUGCCUCCCACUACGUCUUCUCUUGACAUACUUGCAGCAGUUGCCAGCACAAGGCCGUAUGUUCGUUUCCCUGUCCCCACCCCGACUCCAUCUCCUUGUCCCACCCCAGCUGAUUCUCCUGCUCCUGGAACUAAGCGAGCCAGGAACGACAAGUCCGAGGAUGAAUCUGAGCAACCUGCCAAGAAGAAGCAAGCGGUGAGUCCGAAGUGA